AUGAAGCCGGCUCGCUUCCUCUCCUCUAUUGCCUUCCUUGCCGUUAACGUCCAUGCCAAUACCGAGAAGAUCAUCUUCGUCGCGCCGCCUGCAAAUCACAUCUCACAGUUAGGAGAGUUGCGAGGACUGGACGUGCUCGCGCCAGCGACUCCUUCUCUGAGGACUGCUCUUUCAGUUGCGUUUCCCACGGCGACAGCGAGCAAGGAACCGCAAGGCGUCGAAUCGUGGUUCUUGCUCUCCGACCUCAAUCCUGGACAGCGGUACGAAGUGAGGGUGUGCUGGGCAGCGGUUCAGCCGACGACAUUCUGGAUCGAUACGUUUGAGCCAAGCGCAAUACUGGACGACGAGCAGUUAUUUCAAAAGCUCAGCGACUACAGCCAGAGUCGGACAGACAAGGCAGCAAAGACUGCGAACGAUCAGAGACCGAGUGUCUUGUUCCUACGGAUCACUGCCGCAGCCGACUUCUUCACCACCAAUGCGACUUUGAUGCAACACCCGCCUCCCGUGGACGUCGAUAUCAUUCUUGACCCGUUCAUCGGCAACAUCUUUCCAAAGUCCCUGGUGCCGACAGUAAUCUACAUCAUCGCCCUCGCGAUCGGAAGCUGGCUCAUAUCCGGCUACGCCUGGCAAUUCCUCACAGGAACCUCAAACGCUCAACCCAAGAAACCCCACACCGACUGA
Molecule: messenger RNA, 681 nt
Organism: Saxophila tyrrhenica
Lineage: Eukaryota; Fungi; Ascomycota; Dothideomycetes; Mycosphaerellales; Extremaceae
Exons: 1
Coding region: 1-681 (226 amino acids)
Biological process (GO): GPI anchor biosynthetic process
Cellular component (GO): endoplasmic reticulum membrane; mannosyltransferase complex
Molecular function (GO): mannosyltransferase activity
Source: RefSeq, a predicted model, not a curated record